AUGAGGUGCAUAAGCGAAAAAUUUUUUGUUACAAGCCGAAAUUUACAAAAAAUUUCGUAUUUUCUGCAAAUUCGGGCCUCAUCUUCGCUGGCCGAAAGCUCAUCGACGGACGAGCUGCCGAAAACCCCACUCUUCCCCACGAAAAAGCGAGGAACCGGAGAGCCUUUCAGCUUUGUGGACUAUCGUAGAGUCUACUGUAAAGCGGGCAAUGGUGGAAAUGGAAGUGUCAGCUUUUUGCGCGAGAAAUUCGUGGAAUUUGGCGGUCCGGAUGGGGGAAAUGGCGGGAAUGGAGGCCAUGUUCUCUUCAAAGGUGGGUUAUGAAAUGCUAAGUUUGUAUUCAAGGUUUAGCGGAUGUAAAUACAAAGGAUUUGUCGCAUAUUCAUCGAUGCAAAGCGAGGGUUGGCGAAGACGGCGCUUCCAAGUGUUGUCAUGGAAAAAGCGCCGAGCAUUUGGAGGUUAAGGUAAGGGGAAUUGAUUUGAUAUGCUUUGGAGAGGCAUAGGGAGGAUUUGGUCAUCGUUUUUAGGGAUAAAAAUUAUUUUUUUGACUCAUUUCAUCAAGUUUUGCCUAGUGUAAUAUAAAAUUUUCAACUCGAAUUUUAAGACUAAAGUAAGGAGAAUUGAUUCUCUAUGCUUUAGAGAGGUACAUGAAUAUUUGGUCACUAGUUUUAGGGAUCAAAAUGGGCUUUUUUUUGACUCAUUUCAUCAAGUUUUGCCUACUGUAAUAUAAAAUUUAAAACUCGAAUUUUAAGACUAAAGUAAGGAGAAUUGAUUCUAUAUGCUUUGGAGAGGUCCAUGAAUAUUUGGUCACUAGUUUUAGGGAUCAAAAUGGGCUUUUUUUUGACUCAUUUCAUCAAGUUUUGCCUACUGUAAUAUAAAAUUUAAAACUCGAAUUUUAAGACUAAAGUAAGGAGAAUUGAUUCUAUAUGCUUUGGAGAGGUCCAUGGAAAUUUUGCUCACUUUUUUUCAUUUUUAAGGAUAAAAAUUAUUUUUGUGACUUUUUUCUUCAAGUUUUGCCUAGUGUAAUAUAAAAUUUUCCGUUCAAGGUGAAUUUUAAGACUUUACGCUUUUUUAAAACGCAUUUAACGUAUUAUCCAGCCAAUGUGGACUAGUUUUUUAAAUAAAUGCUGGAUUCAAUCGAAAUUUUUUGCUGAUAUUACAUUUGACCUAGUGUAAUAUAAUUUUUGUGGGUGUUAGACUCAAUAUUGUUUCUUUUUUUGUAUCAGGUGAAAAAAUAAUUAUUUGACCCGUUUAGGUUCCAUUAUUCACUCUGAUCAAAGAUCCCACCACUAAUCGGCUAUUGCAUGAACUCAGCGAGCCAGACCAAGUAUUUUUGGCGGCACGCGGAGGCGCCGGUGGGCAUGGAAAUCACUUUUAUUUAUCGAAUCAGGUCCGAAAACCCCUAAAGGCCGAGCUCGGCGGUGUCGGCGAGGAAGUGGAGUACGCAUUGGAGAUGAAAGUUAUCGCGACGGUCGGGCUGAUUGGAUUCCCAAAUGCCGGAAAAUCGUGAGUUGAAAUUUGGAGAUUUUGAAAAAAAUCAAGAAAAAAAUGAAAAAAUUUUUCAAAAAAUUGCCGUUUUCAGGCCUUAAAAGGGGUUUAUAAGAACUUAUUUUAUAUUUGAAAUGGCUAUGAUGACUUUAAAUUACUGUGUUUACCCAAAAAUGACAGUUUCUCCAAAAUUAGACAAAAAAAUAAAAAAAAUUUCGAAAAAAUCAAAAAAUUUCAUUUCAACAGGCCUCUGAAACAAUAUAAAGCCCACAAAAAACACAUUUGACCACUUCCCAAUACAGUUUCCAAUUCAAUUUUACCAAAAAACUUGCAAAAAGACCGGUUAGCAGCGAGUGGUUUCGAUCCACCGACCUCUGGGUUAUGGGCCCAGCACGCUUCCACUGCGCCACGCUGCUACAGUCUCUUUGUUGAAAGAAAGGGGGUUCAAUUUGAAGGAAAAGUCGCGAAAUUGAGCAGAAGGCUGAAAAAUGAUGACUAAUUAUAGAUUUUGAAAUAGAAAUUGUAAAUUCUAGGAACAGUUCCCGUAUUUUACAAACUUUUCUUGUUGGAUUUUCACAAUUUUUUAAAACUUUUUUUGUUUUAUUCCAAAAAUUUAACUUUUUCAGGACUCUGCUCCGAGCCAUGUCCCGAGCCAAGCCCAAAGUCGCCUCAUACCCAUUUACGACCCUCAAACCACACAUUGGCAUCGUCCAUUACGAAGAUUACGAGCAGGUCCCAGGUUGGUGAACAUUUUUUAUAUUAUGGUAGAGACGGGGUUGGAAGUUUCAUUGCUCUGCCAAAAUUUGGAAAUAGAAAGCCCUUCAGUAUUUUAUUUAGGAUGUGAUUCACGAUUUAGCGACCGAACGGAGUUUUUUGCGAUAUUUUUUUAUAUUUUACUAGGCAAGCUUUGAAAAUUGUCCAUUACUUGAAAAUGGUGGCUUGAUUAUGGCUUUGGGCGAAAGUAUCUCCCUUUUUGGGGUAUGUAGAAAUAAAUCUGUGAAGGUCAAGUGGCCACGACGAGUUUUACAUCACUUUUUUUAAUUGUUUUACCCAUUAGCGGACAUCUUUUUCGACUUGGUCCCUUCUUGCCAUAAUCUUCUCAAAACUAGCUCAGCGAUGACUAGGAUUAUUCUAGGCAGCAUGUAGAUUAUUUCUUCCAUCACAGCUUUUGAAACGACCGUAGUAUACCAAAAUUUUACCUUAUUUUAGUUGCCGAUAUCCCCGGUUUAAUCGAAGACGCGCACAAGAAUGUUGGGCUCGGAUUCGAAUUCCUCAAGCAUGUAACGCGAUGCCAUUCGCUUUUUUACGUCCUCGAUUACACGUUAGGACAAUGGAAAGAGCAGUAUGACUCGUUGCGAAAGGAAUUACGGCUUUAUGAUCCGGAUUUGGAGGAGAAGAAACGAGUCGUCAUUGUAAAUAAGGUGGAUUUGCUGAAAAAUGAAGAGGUAAGUGGCACUUUUUUAUUUUGUUUUGAAGGUUUUGUGGCACUAAAGCCUUCGGGAACGUUUUUUUACCAGUUUCCGAGAUUUUCAGGUUUUCGUGGUAGGACCCAAAAUUUGAAAAGAAUGUUGGGAAAUGACUGGUUUUGUUGAAAAUUUCGAAUUUAAGGAAACAAAAGGCUGAAGUAGACGUAUUUUACCAUGUUUCUUCUCUUUAAAUUUGAUUCUCAUGUUUUCGUGGCGGGACCCAAAAUUUGAAAAGAAUGUUGAAAAAUGACUGGUUUUGUUGAAAAUUUCGAAUGUAAGGCUCAAAAAGGCUGGCGUGUACGUAUUUUACGAAGUUUUUUUUAUUUUCUUGACUUUCGUGUUUUCGUGGUGGGACCCAAAUUUUUAAAAAAAUUUUCGAAAUUCGAAUUUUUUUUGGUAUAAAGCGACAUUUCAAUGAGUUUUCUUUGGAUUAGGCAUCAUAUUAAGGGAAUUUUGGUGUGUUUUUCAACUUUUCAACUUUUCAGGUUUUCGUGGUGAGACCAAAAAUUUAAAUUUUUUUUGUAUAAACUGGGUUUAUGUUGGUUCAUAAGAGCAUAAUUAACAGUGGCGUAUUUUAAACCUAAUUCACUCCUUUAGAAAUUGAAAUUUACAUAUUUCCCAAAAAAAUGUUUUUGGUCCCACAACGAAAACUGAAAAAAAUAAUUUUUUUUUAUUGACCUGUAAAAUUUCAGGAAUUGGAGAGGAUACGCGAAGACCUCGCCGAAGAUGAAAUCUUCUUCAUUUCCGCCAAACACGGCCACAAUUUGAUCCCAUUAAUGAGCCACCUCCGCACCGUGCACGACGAGUACUUGCGCAUCCGAGAAGAGCAAAAGAAGGAGCAAAACGAUUUUGAAUUUGUUUAA
Messenger RNA from Bursaphelenchus xylophilus (pine wood nematode), 3814 nucleotides. The record is from the annotation of a GenBank genome assembly. NCBI's taxonomy places the organism in Eukaryota, Metazoa, Nematoda, Chromadorea, Rhabditida, Aphelenchoididae.